AUGCUUACCAAGUACGCCGUCCUCGCUGCCACUGCCGCUGCCGCCGUUGCUGCCGCUCCCACCAAGCGUGCCGCCGCUGGCCAGGCUGACAUUGACGUUGUCAUCCUCAACUACGCUCUUACCCUCGAGCACCUCGAGAACGCCUUCUACCGUGACACGCUCGCCACCUACGAUGCCGGUGCUUUCCGCGCUGCUGGUUACCCCGACUGGGUUCGUCAGCGAUUCGUCGAGAUCGGCGGCCACGAGAAGGCCCACGUCGACUUCCUGACCAAGGCUCUUGGUGACCAGGCUACCGCUGAGUGCAAGUACAACUUCGGUGUUACCGAUGUCAACACCUUCAUCGCCACCGCCGCUCUUCUUGAGGGUAUCGGCGAGAGCGCUUACCUCGGUGCCGCUCAGAACAUCACCAACCCCAGCACGCUCACUGCCGCUGGAUCCAUCCUGACUGUCGAGUCUCGUCACCAGGGCUGGGUUUCCUCUUCGGUCCUCCAGGGCGACGGUUUCCCCCGUGACACCAGCACCCCCCUCAACUUCAACCAGACCUACUCGCUCGCCGCACCCCUCAUCACCUCGUGCCCCAGCACCAACCCCGCCCUCCCCGUCAAGGCCUUCCCCGCCGCCACCGUCACUGGCGAUGUCUGCGGUGGCAAGACUGUCACCGUCGCUGGUCAGGGUGUCCAGUCUGGUCAGUACGCUGCUUUCCUUGCUGGUCUCAGCGUCUACUACGCCCCGAUCGGCGACAACGGCUCGGUCACCAUCCCCCAGGAUGUCGGAUACGGCCGUAUCUACAUGGUCGUCAGCAAGGUCAACAACUCGAUCGCCGAUGACAACGUCGUCGCUGGUCCCGCUGUUAUCGACAUCCCUCUCUCCUCCACCCAGGCUGAGGAGAUCUCCCCUCUCAACAAGAACUAA
This is a messenger RNA of Pseudozyma hubeiensis SY62, 912 nucleotides long. RefSeq lists its product as hypothetical. The record is from RefSeq and is a predicted model, not a curated record. The transcript has a single exon. NCBI's taxonomy places the organism in Eukaryota, Fungi, Basidiomycota, Ustilaginomycetes, Ustilaginales, Ustilaginaceae. Bases 1 to 912 code for a protein of 303 amino acids.